GUUUGUACUGCUUGGCCCACCACAGGCUUUCCAGGUGGGAAAGUUGGGCUGAGUGAAACCACCCAGAAGAACCUGAAAGUAAAUCCAGGUGAUGCCGUCACUGUGCAGCCUGUGACUGGUGCAGUCAUCCAGGCAGAGGAAGUCGAUGUAAAGUUGAGGGACAAAGAUGCCACCAUUAAUGCCGAGGAAAUGUCUGUCUGUCUACUGAGAAACCUAGAUGGAAAAAUAGUUUUACCGGGAAACCUCUUGGCUUUCACUUCCUAUGGCAAACUUUGUAACAUCGUGGUGAUGAAAGUGAAAGGAACUGAUGGUGCAGAGCUGACUGCCCAGGGCAGUGCUAUUUCCAGUGAUAUGCAUGAGCCAGACCUUGAAAGAUCCGAUUUGGAGACGAGUACGUUAGAUUUGUCCGUACAGCUCGGCAAGAUGGACAUUGAUGAUAGUCCAGAGGUUGCAUCUACGAGCACACCAAGCAAACCGAUGGAUCCAGCCAGUGGUCAAGACUCUGGUCAGGGAGAUAAAACCUACAGCAAGGGAGAUGGUGCAGACCUCACUGACGAUUUGGAGUUGGCUGGGAAAGGAGGCAGUGAGGGAGUCCCCCUAACUGGCAAAACUGGAGCAAUAAGCAACACAGACGCUUUCUAUUUCAUUUCUUCAAGAACUAGAAUCAAUUUUAUUGAAACAAGGACCAGUGUAGCUGAAGAUGGUGAUUGUGAAUCCCGAGUUACCUAUGAUAUGAUAGGAGGUUUAAGCAGCCAGCUCAAAACGAUUAGAGAAACAGUUGAACUGCCCUUGAAGCAAGCUGAACUGUUCAAGAGUUACGGAAUCCCUCCUCCUAGAGGAGUGCUAUUAUAUGGCCCUCCAGGUACCGGGAAGACUAUGAUUGCCAAAGCCAUUGCAAAUGAGGUUGGCGCUCAUGUUACCGUUAUUAAUGGUCCUGAAAUAAUAAGCAAGUUUUAUGGGGAGUCUGAAUCAAGAUUACGCCAGAUAUUUGCUGAAGCUUCUCUGCGUCGACCCUCCAUUGUAUUUAUAGAUGAGUUGGAUGCACUCUGCCCAAAGAGAGAAGGGGCUCAGAAUGAAGUUGAAAAGAGAGUUGUUGCUUCAUUGCUGACAUUAAUGGAUGGCAUUGGCUCAGAAGGCAGCGAAGGGCAGCUCUUAGUACUUGGGGCCACUAAUCGUCCUCAUGCACUGGAUGCAGCACUGCGCAGACCUGGACGUUUUGAUAAAGAGAUAGAAAUUGGAAUUCCUAAUGCCCAAGACCGUCUGGACAUACUCCAAAAACUUCUCAAGAAAGUUCCCCAUUCGCUCACAGCAGCGGAGUUGGCACAACUGGCUGACAGUGCACAUGGUUAUGUGGGUGCAGACUUAGCAGCUUUGUGCAAGGAAGCAGGUUUGUACGCAUUGCGGAGAGCGCUGGGGAAAAGACCUAACUUAUUAGACAACGAGGUGGCUGGGUCAGUGAAGAUUGCUUUCAAUGACUUCCUGCAGGGGAUGAAUGAUGUCAGGCCCAGCGCCAUGAGGGAGGUGGCAGUUGAUGUGCCAAAAGUAUCUUGGUCAGACAUAGGAGGACUAGAAGAUGUCAAGCUGAAAUUGAAGCAGGCAGUUGAAUGGCCUCUCAAACAUCCCGACUCCUUCACCCGAAUGGGGAUUCAGCCUCCAAAAGGUGUGCUGCUUUACGGACCUCCUGGGUGCUCAAAAACAAUGAUAGCAAAAGCUUUGGCUCACGAGAGUGGUCUCAACUUCUUGGCAGUGAAGGGACCUGAGCUGAUGAAUAAAUAUGUUGGUGAGUCUGAACGAGCAGUGAGAGAGAUCUUUAGGAAAGCCAGAGCGGUGUCUCCUUCAAUUCUUUUCUUUGAUGAAAUAGAUGCCUUGGCAGUUGAAAGGGGAAACUCUUCAGGUGCUGGAAAUGUAGCAGACCGUGUCUUGGCUCAGUUGUUAACGGAAAUGGAUGGGAUAGAACAGCUGAAGGACGUGACAAUCUUGGCAGCUACAAACAGACCAGACAUGAUAGACAAG
Pelecanus crispus (Dalmatian pelican) is the source of this 2013-nucleotide messenger RNA. The record is from RefSeq and is a predicted model, not a curated record. Lineage: Eukaryota; Metazoa; Chordata; Aves; Pelecaniformes; Pelecanidae.